This is a messenger RNA of Stylophora pistillata, 1185 nucleotides long. RefSeq lists its product as uncharacterized. Gene Ontology annotation, biological process: positive regulation of kinase activity; multicellular organism development; protein phosphorylation. Lineage: Eukaryota; Metazoa; Cnidaria; Anthozoa; Scleractinia; Pocilloporidae. The record is from RefSeq and is a predicted model, not a curated record. Gene Ontology annotation, cellular component: signaling receptor complex; plasma membrane. Gene Ontology annotation, molecular function: transmembrane receptor protein tyrosine kinase activity; ATP binding; protein binding.
AUGUUUGAAUUGUGUUCCAAAGGUCCACCAGUUGUCAUUACGCUAACUGCAAAAUACGAGGCAUUUCAAUCAAACUCAACAGUUACAUUGAAAUGUGAAGUAGAAGGUCUGGAUUAUCAACAGCUGCAUUCUUACCACUGGCAGUGGAAGUUUCAAGGCCGAGAAAUAGAAGACACAACAAAACACAAAGUGAUUAUUCAUUUUCAGCCUCCCAACGUAUGUCAGCUGUCGAGAGGAUCUGCCAUUCUUGAUAUCAACAACGUUUCCAGAGAAGAUUAUGGACAGUACACCUGUGUGAUACUACAGUUUAACAUCACACGUGCCGAGAGAGAAAUAUCUUUUCAUUCCUUUGAGGCACCACCACCCGAAAUUUUCAUCGCGGAAUCACACAAGUGUGGACGUGCUAUAAAGCUGCAGUGGAAUCCUCCACUUUUGAUUGAGAACCAGCCUCACCCACCUGUAAUAGUUGAACGGAAAGUGUCAGGAUGUAAUGUGACCCUCACGUGGACCAAGGCUCUAUCAAAAGACUGCCCAAUACUUUUCUACACAAUCAGCUACAAACAAAUAGGCGCACCUCCUGAUGCCAUCGAGUGGACUAUGAUAAAUAUUACCGACGUCACAGUCAAUCAAGUUACCAUUAUGCUAAAUUGCACCACAACUUAUGAGUUUCAGGUCAGAGCUUGGAAUGAGCUAGGAGGAAGUCACAAUUCUAUGAGACAGUCGGCAACUACAAAAGGUGUACAGUCUCAGUUUGAGCAGAAGAUUACGGCACAACACCCACCAGAUUCUUCACUGCUGACCAGUAAUCUUGUAAGAGUACUAAUGGCCUGUUUGGGGUUUUUGGUGGUCAUCCUGCUGGUCAUUGGUGUUUGGUAUUUCCAUAAGAAUCGGGCGACUAAACUGACAAAAAGAACUGCCGACGAUAUUCAGGUUUUGGAGCUGUGCGAAAUCCAUCCAAUUAGAACAGAAUUCCUCGAGGCACUGGAUGAAGGAGCUUUUGGAAAAGUUCACAAAGCUAUACUUAAGAAUAGUUUGGAUUUUUUUGCAAGCGAUGAAGUAUUUUGUGGACGAAAUAGGCAGUCAACGAAUGUAGCAGUGAAAGAAUUACAUGGUACGAAUUAUCAACGGAAUUAUGUUAUGUUAAUUUUUUUUUGUUUGUAUGCUUUGGUUUUACCUUAUGCUUAA